AUGAGCGCAGAAAGGGGUGAAGAAGACACUGCUAAGAGUAAAUCUUUGGACGAUCAAUUGACGGAGCUAGAAUCAAUCCCGAAUCGAAAUGCAGCUGCGGAGAAAAGGUUUCAAUUGAUCGCUGCAAACUUACCCGCUGCGCUGCUGAACAAAAGGAUCUGGGACGAGAAGCGGCAAAACUGCCUAAAUGUGUCAUUCGCAAAGUGCUCCGCGCCGAUGAAGAUCCUUAAUGCCUGCAAAGCAGUGAAAAUCGACCCUGCCAAGCUGAGCGAUCUUUACGGAAGGACGUUGCUCCACGUUGCCGCGCGCGUACCCGACCUGGCCGCUGCGGACGAGCUGCUAAAACUAGGCGCCGAUGUUAAUUAG
Messenger RNA from Oikopleura dioica, 366 nucleotides. The record is from the annotation of a GenBank genome assembly. Lineage: Eukaryota; Metazoa; Chordata; Appendicularia; Copelata; Oikopleuridae.